ACAUAUACUCCGUAUAUAAAUGUACCCGGCGCCAGACACCGUAUCAAACAACACAACACUUUCUCCCAAUUUGAUUAGAGUGGGAAUAGAAUCACUAAUUAAUUAAUUGUGUGAUCAUCUUUCCGCCAAUACAAUCAGACAUGGCUCAGGCGAUCCAAAGCUCCACACCAAAACUCUUCUCCCCCUACCAGAUGGGGAGGUUCAAUCUUGCCCACAGGGUAGUGUUUGCACCGUGCACAAGGUGUAGAGCUGUGGACCACAUGCCACAAGAGGCACACAUAGAGUACUACUCCCAAAGGUCAACCCAGGGUGGACUUCUUAUUACCGAGGGAACCAUGAUUGAUCCUAAAUCUGCCGGGUAUCCAAAUGUGCCCGGGAUUUUUAACCAGGAGCAAGUGGAAGCGUGGAAAAAAGUGGUGAAUGCCGUCCAUGCUAAGGGUGCCCUUCUAUUUUGCCAGCUAUGGCACGUUGGUCGGGCUUCUCAUCAUGUAUAUCAACCCAAUGGAGGAGCACCGGUUUCAUCAACAGGAAAACAAAUUACAGAGAAAUGGCGCAUACUCAUGCCCGACGGUUCUUACGGCCCCUUCUCAAAGCCCCAAACUCUAUCAACUGAAGAGGUAUCAAAAUACGUCGACCUGUAUCGCGUUGCAGCAAUGAAUGCCAUGGAAGCCGGUUUCGAUGGGGUUGAAAUCCACUCCGCGCAUGGCUAUUUCAUCGAUCAGUUCCUGAAAGACGGGAUAAACGACCGGACCGACCAGUUCGGCGGGUCCCUCGAGAACCGGUGCCGUUUUCUGGUCCAGAUCGUCGAGGCCGUGUCUGGUGCCAUUGGCGCUGAAAGAGUGGCGGUGAGAAUCUCACCGGCCAUCGAUCACAUGGACGCCACGGACACUGAUCCCCUAGGCCUUGGCCUGGGAGUGGUUGAGAGGCUCAACCAGUUCCAGGCCAAGGCUGGGUGUAAGCUGGCCUACCUCCACGUCACGCACCCGCGGUUCGUGUCAAAAGAGGAAAGGAGUGACUCGACCAAGUUUGAGGCCAUCAUGAUGGGCUCUCUGAGGAAGGCUUAUGAGGGGACGUUCAUGGCGAGCGGCGGGUACACGAGGCAGCUAGGGAUUGAUGACGUUGAACAGGGGAAGGCGGACCUGGUGUCGUUUGGCCGGCAGUUCAUCGCUAAUCCGGACUUGGUGCGGCGGUUCAUGCUUGAUGCGCCGCUGAACAAGUAUGAUAGGUCCACCUUUUACACAUCGGAUCCUGUGGUGGGGUUUACUGAUUAUCCUUUCCUUUGUGGUGGUGGUGGUGGUGGGAGUGAAACGGCCUCUCUGUCUCUCACUGCAUGAUUUGUGGUUUUUGUAUGUGUGCUUCUAUUUGGUUGAAUAAUUUGGUUGGUUGGAA
Molecule: messenger RNA, 1389 nt
Organism: Cuscuta campestris
Lineage: Eukaryota; Viridiplantae; Streptophyta; Magnoliopsida; Solanales; Convolvulaceae
Source: the annotation of a GenBank genome assembly